Messenger RNA from Ostreobium quekettii, 1464 nucleotides. The record is from the annotation of a GenBank genome assembly. Lineage: Eukaryota; Viridiplantae; Chlorophyta; Ulvophyceae; Bryopsidales; Ostreobiaceae.
AUGAAAUUCAGCGGGCCCAAGAGCGGCCGCAAACGUGACAGGGAUGCUGCCGUGGGCUAUGGGGGGGGAGCGGUGACGCACCCCGCCCCAUCGCCAACGAAUUCGUCGUCCUCCGCUUCGGUGAACAGCAGACCUCAAGGGAGAGGACUCCGCGAGGCGUUUCUGUCAUGGCUGCACAGACUGGUGGCUGGGCGGGGGAGGAAGGUGUCUGCCACAGAGCAGUUGACAAGCCACAACAUCGAACAAUUGAGCGUGUCGUCAGCACAGGAACCCCCCUAUGGUGCCAGGCAGCGCUUCAGCUUGAGGUCCAACAGUGACUCGAUCUGUUCCUACCGGGUUUCCACCCAAUCGAGGGAUUCUGCAGUCUCCAAGUCUUCAACAGACUUCUAUUUCAGAGGCGGGAACAGCCGCCGAGCCGCACUCGACCUCAGUGAUGGUUCCCAGUACCUCAGCGGGGCGGCGCCUGUCAGAGAAGUGCGGAGCAACACAAGCAUCAUCUCUGCGUACACACUCUUCAGAACCACGCACAGAGGAAGCCAUGCGAAGAUCAUGAAGGCUAGGCACAAACGGACACAUGAGCGGGUGGCACUGAAGGUGUACAACAAGGAGCAAAUCGCAGCAAUUCUGUGGCAAAACAUCUCAAAGGAAAUCAGAAUCCUCACGAUGGCGAAUGGGGUUAAUGGCAUCGUCCAGAUGAGUGACUCUUUCGAAGACGACAACCAGGCGGUGGUGGCGCUUGAAGAUUGCAUGGGAGGCACACUUAUAAGCCAGAUGGCCCAGAAGGGUGGCCAGCUCAGUGAGCGGACCUGUGUCAAGACCGUGGUCAAGCCACUUCUGGAAGCAUUGGCCUGGUUCCAUUCUUCCGGAAUUGUCCUGAGGGACCUGAAGCCAGAGCACAUAAUGUUCGACAGCACAGGCAAACUGCGACUGGUUGAUUUCUUCUCUGCAGCCAUCGUCGGGGAAGACUCUUUAGUCAGCAGGGAGGGCACCCUGGCAUACAUGGCACCAGAAAUGGUCAACAGGCCCACACCUGAGGAGGUUUUCAACGAGGUGAUUGGCAACGGCCUUUCUGAAGCCGACUUCCCAGCAUACACAGAGAAGGUGGAUAUCUGGAGCCUGGGGGUCAUCAUAUUCGAAGCUCUGACGGGGCGCCAGCCGUUUCUGGCUGAGACUGCCGAGGACAUGAGGGACAUGCAAGACAAGACUUUGGCUUCCCAUGGCGGGCUGAGGACCUCUCUUGACAGCAUCAAGAUGAGGGAGUACAUGUCACCGUGUGCCCUUGAUUUCUUGACGAGCGUCAUGAGGAUCGAUCCGGACGAGCGGCCUUCUGCAGAAGAGCUCCUGGACCAUCCAUGGGUGAUGUCUGCGUGCAAGGCCCCGACCCCCACCGGCUGGGGACAGGACAGCACCGAGAGUUUUGUAAGCACAACAACAUCGCGACAAUGGGCAGCCAGGGUCAGGUAG